Suillus bovinus is the source of this 807-nucleotide messenger RNA. RefSeq lists its product as uncharacterized. The transcript is spliced from 3 exons. The coding region runs from base 1 to 807 and encodes 268 amino acids. NCBI's taxonomy places the organism in Eukaryota, Fungi, Basidiomycota, Agaricomycetes, Boletales, Suillaceae. The record is from RefSeq and is a predicted model, not a curated record.
AUGCCGCACAAACGUGCCAAACGAACUGUUCGUGAACGAGAGAGAUCCCUGAAAGGCGACAAUCUACCACCAAGGCACCUUGGGAAUGAGGACACGGUGCCAAAGUCUGUAGCUCGCAUCCUUAAUGCCGAGAAAAUCCGUCUUCAAUUCAGGGAGAAAAAGCGGAAGAUCGAUGAGCCCAACGGCGAUGAAAGCCCUCAACUGAAACGAAAACGGCCGGCCAGUGAUGUAAACAAUCGGAAGGAGGAGAUGCUAAAGAUUCAGCCAGGAGAAACUAUAGCUCAUUUUAACAAGCGAGUUGAGAGUAACAUGAUGCCGCUCAUUAGAACAGCGAUGCAGCAGUCAUCAGCACAGGUCCGGAGGGUUCAGAAGCGUGAAAUUGAGCAGGGAGUCGCCCAGCCUGCUGCACAGGUCAAGACGAUUAAUAACGCUAGCCGUGCAGACGUUUCAAAUCCAUCGCCGCCCCCUUCGACCAACACACCCCCUAGCCGUGCAGACGCUUUAGAUUUAUCGCCACCGGCCAGCACACCCCAGCGGCAACCUCGUGACAAACCCAAGGAGUUUCGUGUAUCUUCAACAUCGGCACCGCGCCGCCUUAACGAUAUUGCUCAAGAGCCGCCACGAUUCGACAAAUUGCCUCGGGGUGCCCAAUCAGGCAAAGACUCUUCGAAGGAGAAAGUCGUGGGGAUACUCAGCAUGGCACAAAAGGCAAUGAUGGAAGAAGAAAGAGAAAAUGUCAUCAAACGUUACCGGGAACUUAAAGCCAAGAAGUUGCGUAGUGAUUGUAGUGACGCAAUGGGUGGGUGA